This is a messenger RNA of Plutella xylostella (diamondback moth), 1339 nucleotides long. RefSeq lists its product as uncharacterized. Lineage: Eukaryota; Metazoa; Arthropoda; Insecta; Lepidoptera; Plutellidae. The record is from RefSeq and is a predicted model, not a curated record.
UGUUCUUCUGUGUUCUUCUUCUAAUAUUUAAAUGUGAUUAACAUUAUUAAUAUGUAAUUUUCGUAUCAGAAAAUAGUUAACAUCCUAUUUUUUUUAAAGUGUAAUUCGAUCAAUCAAAAUUCUAAUUAAAAUUAAUAUCUACCUAUCAAAUACAAAAUUACUAGGUACUUCACUUAUGAUUUUAUCGUUUUAUGAAAUAAACUGAGCCCAAAAUGUCGGUACCUAUAAGGAAUCAACCUGGAAAUUGCAACACUUUAUUUUUUUUGAUGAUAAGUAGAUUAAAAUGGUGUUAUCGGAGGUACAAAACAUUUGGCAUUGAUUUUACAAUUUCAUGUAUUAUACAAAAAUAUAUAUUAUUUGACAAAUCAAAUGGUUUCAUACCGCUGAACUUUUUAGCACCGUAAGGGAAAAAAGACCAAUAAAUUACCUGCAUGUCGCAAAUACUUCAUUCAAAUAACAAUCAAUUUGUGAUCGAACUUCACCGGAGCUCUACACCACCCCUACAUAUACAAAAUGUCUGACUCUGAAGUAUACGACUUCAACAACGGCGGCAGCGUGGUCGACCUCUCGGAGAGCCAGUGGCGACAGCGGCGCGCAGCCCCGACCCUGAGCCCCGCGCUCACGCUCGACAGCGAGGACGAGGACACAGUACAACUCUCAAAACCGAAGGAAUCGCGUAAGCGAAAAUCUGCUCCGCCGGCGUCGACCCAAACGAAGAAAAAGUCUGCGUCGACGUCCCGUGGAAGCAGCCAGCCUGCGGCCACCCUGACUCCGAGCGCUCGCAAGCUCCAGUUUGCGGACCUGUUCAACGCGUCCGACGACGUCGCUACUGUGACGGAACGGAGGACAGCUGCGCUCCAGUCGGUGCUGUGGCGGCGCGUCGCGGGAGGCCUAAUAAAGAGGGCUGAAGAACUGGCCGGCAACCUGUUUGUGGAGGUACGGGUGUACAACCGGGACGAAAUCGCACACCUCGACGCCCGCGACCGCUACUGGAAAGCGCUCGUCAACUUGCGCUAUCAGGUUGACGAGUCCGAGCCAGAGCUGCAGGCUCUUUUUAAAUUUUUAAAAUCAGCCAAGGCCAAAUUUACCCACGAGGGUACAUUUUGCCUUGAGACAACUAAAAAAUAGUUUUUUUUUUGUCGUAGGUAGGUAGGUAAUUUUCUUUGGUUUUGUUUAUUACCACAAUCAUGUCUAGUAAAAACAUUUACUGUGAGGUUUGUGACAAGACAAUCAAUAGUAAGGGCUUCUCCGCACAUCUUAAGUCAAUUUUACAUAAAAAUAAUUGCGUUGUUCAAGUCAGUGAUAAUAUUUUAAAAAUUAACAGUGCAUUUAGGAAUCG